AUCAGCGUCAUGCCCGAGCCAGCAAAGUCCGCGCCCAAGAAGGGCUCCAAGAAAGCCGUCACCAAGACCGCAGGGAAAGGCGGCAAGAAGCGCCGAAAGUCUAGGAAGGAGAGCUACGCCAUUUACGUGUACAAAGUCCUGAAGCAGGUCCACCCCGAUACCGGCAUCUCCUCCAAGGCCAUGGGAAUCAUGAACUCGUUCGUGAACGACAUCUUCGAGCGCAUCGCCGGAGAGUCGUCUCGCCUGGCCCACUACAACAAGCGUUCCACCAUCACCUCCAGGGAGAUCCAGACCGCAGUGCGCCUGCUGCUCCCCGGAGAGCUGGCCAAGCACGCAGUGUCCGAGGGCACCAAGGCCGUGACCAAGUACACCAGCUCCAAGUAAACAGCGCAUUUGGAGUGCUGUAGUAACCCAAAGGCUCUUUUAAGAGCCAC
Messenger RNA from Oncorhynchus keta (chum salmon), 434 nucleotides. RefSeq names its product histone H2B. The record is from RefSeq and is a predicted model, not a curated record. Bases 10 to 384 code for a protein of 124 amino acids. The transcript has a single exon. Gene Ontology annotation, cellular component: nucleosome. Gene Ontology annotation, molecular function: protein heterodimerization activity; structural constituent of chromatin; DNA binding. Lineage: Eukaryota; Metazoa; Chordata; Actinopteri; Salmoniformes; Salmonidae.